AUGAAAGCCCCAGUAGUUGGUAUCGUCUUACUCACAUUAUUUACGUUCAACAAUGCAAAUUUGAUAUAUCAUAAUCAUGAUCACGAGUCAUAUUCGAAUUCUGAUGAAUCAAAGGUGGUUAGUCGUUAUUUUGCGGAACAAUAUCUUCUAUUGAGGCAACGAGAAGAUAUAACAUUUACUAGCGACAUUCGCAAAUUUCAAAACGAUUCACUUGUUGUUCAUAAUACUUUACGUGCUCGUCAUUGUGUACCGCCAUUAGAACUCGACGAAGAAAUAAAUAUAAAUUCUCAAAUCUAUGCGAAUUAUCUUGCCAAGACGGACAGUCCAUUGAUACAUAGUACUAAUCGAGCUAGUCGUUUCGGAGAAAAUCUUUACUCUCUAGCACGUAAAAGUCCUAUUGCAAAUAUAAGUGCUGAAAAAUGUAUAAUGGCAUGGUAUGCAGAAAUUGAGUUUUAUGACUAUAGCAAGCCGGCUUACAAAUUAAGUACAGGUCAUUUUACGCAAAUUGUUUGGAAAGACACACAAAAACUCGGCGUAGGAUAUGCUUUUGGAAGAGAAGGUUGCAAAAUAUAUAUCGUUGCUCAAUAUGGACCGCCAGGCAACUAUCGCCAUCGUUUCGGUAAGAAUGUUCUUGAACCGAAAUGUUAG
Molecule: messenger RNA, 648 nt
Organism: Rotaria socialis
Lineage: Eukaryota; Metazoa; Rotifera; Eurotatoria; Philodinida; Philodinidae
Source: the annotation of a GenBank genome assembly